AUGGAUUCCUUCGCAGCGAAAAUUCCAAACACCCUUUUGCUAGCCUUGGCUGCAAUUGGGUUCUUUUCCGCCUCCAGCAAAAUCAUCAGUUACGCCCGCUUGCUCCUGAGUUUGUUCGUUCUCGGUGGGAAGAAUCUUCGAACAUACGGCAAGAAGGGAAGCUGGGCAGUCAUUACAGGUGCUUCUGACGGUAUCGGAAAAGAAUACGCCAUUCAGCUCGCGCAGAAGGGGUUCAAUCUUGUCCUCGUGUCCCGUACCGAAACCAAGCUCCAGACCCUCGCCCAAGAAAUCGAACAGAAAUAUGUUGGGUCACAAGUAAAAUGCAAGAUUCUGGCAAUGGACUUUUCGAAGAACGACGAUGGGGAUUAUGCCAGGCUGAAGGCAUUGGUCGACGGGCUCGACGUUGCAAUCUUACUCAACAAUGUCGGACAAAGCCAUAGUGUUCCAGUGCCAUUUUUGCAGACGCCGCAGCAGGAGAUGAAGGAUAUCAUUGGCAUCAAUUGCUUGGCCACGUUGAGAGUUACACAAAUUGUUGCGCCAGGAAUGGUACAAAGGAAGCGCGGCUUGAUCAUGACUAUGGGUUCCAUGGGUGGCUGGAUGCCAACUCCUCUUCUCGCAACCUACUCCGGAAGCAAAGCCUUCUUGCAACACUGGUCUGCUGCUCUUUCCAGCGAGCUUAGUGGCACUGGUGUUGAUGUUGAGCUGGUACUAAGCUAUCUGGUUGUUUCAGCAAUGAGCAAGGUCCGCAAACCUACAGCUCUGAUUCCGCGUCCCAGACCAUUUGUCAAGAAUGUGUUGAACAAGAUUGGCAGAAGUGGUGGUGCACAGAACUUUGCUGCUACACGUACGCCGUAUUGGAGUCAUGCCCUCUUGCAGUGGUGGGUUGAGAAUACAGUUGGAAUUGGGAGUGCUGUUGGACUGGCUAUCAAUAAGAAAAUGCAUAUGGAUAUCAGGGUUCGAGCGCUGAAAAAGGCUGAGCGUGAGGCUAAAAAGGCCUAA
Glarea lozoyensis ATCC 20868 is the source of this 999-nucleotide messenger RNA. RefSeq names its product NAD(P)-binding Rossmann-fold containing protein. The coding region runs from base 1 to 999 and encodes 332 amino acids. The transcript is spliced from 2 exons. Gene Ontology annotation, biological process: fatty acid elongation. The record is from RefSeq and is a predicted model, not a curated record. Gene Ontology annotation, molecular function: ketoreductase activity. NCBI's taxonomy places the organism in Eukaryota, Fungi, Ascomycota, Leotiomycetes, Helotiales, Helotiaceae. Gene Ontology annotation, cellular component: endoplasmic reticulum.